AUCGAGUUGGCGUGCGUGGGAAUGGGAUAAGUUACCCUACUUUGUGCGCGCGAGAGGAAGAAGAAAAAGAACAAAAGAAAGAUUGAAAAGGAAGCCCAGUAAACCUCUGUCUCACUCCCUCUCUUCCUUUUCACUGUCCUUCACUUCUCGCACCAGAUUCUCUCCUUCUCUAUCCUUCUCUCUUUCAGAUUCCGUCAUCUUCGCCUAACUUCUUCUCCUUCUACAAUGCCUUGUAUCCUCUGUCGAAGGACUUCUAUUUUUCCCUCCAUGUUGCAUUAGCUUCGCUAAUCUUUGUUCCCUCAUACUGAAUUCACUCGUCUUGCUUCUCUUGGUGGUUUUCCGUCGUAUUUCUCUAUCGAUUGGGUUUCGUUUUUCUUCUUUUGUUUAUGAUAUGUUACAAACGAUGAUGAUAAUUCAAAUUCAGACGGUUUGAGGCCGCUUAGGGUUUUUAAUUUUCAUUGAGCUGAUUGCAGAAAAUGCUUCCGUGGGGUGGAAUUAGUUGCUGCUUGAGUGCUGCUGCGCUUUAUUUGCUUGGCAGGAGCAGUGGCAGGGACGCCGAGGUUCUUAAGUCGGUCACAAGAGUCAAUCAACUGAAGGAAUUAGCAAAAUUACUUGAUAUUGAAAGCAACAUCUCACCGUCGGUUGUUUCUAUCUCUGGAAGAGUUGGCUCUGAGACUCCAAUCAAUUGCGAGUAUAGUGGCUUGAGAGGUGUUAUAGUAGAGGAGACGGCUGAGCAACACUUCCUCAAGCACAACGAUGCUGGAUCUUGGAUUCAAGACUCAGCCUUAAUGCUAUCAAUGAGUAAAGAGGUGCCAUGGUACCUGGAUGAUGGAACUGAUCGAGUAUAUGUUGUGGGGGCCCGGGGUGCCUCAGGUUUUGUGUUAACUGUUGGAAGUGAAGUUUUUGAAGAGUCAGGACGAUCACUUGUACGUGGAACAUUAGACUAUCUCCAAGGCCUCAAGAUGCUUGGUGUGAAGCGUAUUGAAAGGGUACUUCCAACUGGUACUUCAUUAACGGUGGUUGGUGAGGCUGUCAAAGAUGAUAUUGGAACUGUUCGGGUCCAGCGUCCCCACAAAGGGCCAUUUUACGUUUCUCCUAGGACUAUUGAUGAACUCAUUGGGAAUUUGGGAAAGUGGGCAAGGUGGUAUAGAUAUGCCUCAGUCAGCUUGACAGUUUUUGGCGCUUUUCUGAUUGCCAAGCAUGCUAUACAGUAUAUCAUGGAAAGAAGGCGCCGUUGGGAAUUGCAGAGCAGGGUUCUUGCUGCUGCUGCUGCUAAGAGACAAGGUCAAGAUUCUGAAGGUUCAAAUGGAAAAGCAGAGAAUGGAUCCGACAAUUCUAAGAGGGAACGUCCAGUUCCAGAUCUCUGUGUAAUAUGCCUUGAGCAGGAGUAUAAUGCCGUUUUUCUCCCGUGCGGCCAUAUGUGCUGUUGUACAACAUGCUCUUCACAUCUGACAAACUGUCCUCUGUGCCGGAGACGGAUAGAGCAGGUAGUGAAGACUUUCCGCCACUGAGGAUAUGUUUCCAAGAUUUAGCAAUUGUCCCAGGUAUAGGCAAUUUUAAUGGGGAGCUGAUUUUCCUGCACAUAAGAUUUUGUUGUAAAAUCCUUUUAAUUAUGGUAAUAACUUUAUUGAUAUUUAUGGACUACUCCCUGUCAGCUCCUGCUGUCAUUGCCUAGAGUGCUGAGAAACAUUCUCUUGUAAAGAUUCUCAUCUUAGUAGCUUAUAGGCUUUGUGAAAAUCUAUUCGACGAUAAUCUUUUAAAACUUAAGAUGAUUUACAGGCAGGCAUGCAUGUAUAUGAUGUUAUUCUUUGGGUAAAUUUGGGUUGAAGAUGUAAUGGAAGGUUUUAUAUGUUCUCAUUA
Manihot esculenta (cassava) is the source of this 1860-nucleotide messenger RNA. RefSeq names its product E3 ubiquitin-protein ligase SP1. The record is from RefSeq and is a predicted model, not a curated record. Gene Ontology annotation, biological process: organelle organization; protein ubiquitination. Gene Ontology annotation, molecular function: ubiquitin-protein transferase activity. NCBI's taxonomy places the organism in Eukaryota, Viridiplantae, Streptophyta, Magnoliopsida, Malpighiales, Euphorbiaceae. Bases 477 to 1511 code for a protein of 344 amino acids. The transcript is spliced from 11 exons.